AUAUAAAGAUGUUAUUCUUGGAAAAAAAAGAUUUUAUCUAAGUAUCAAGCAGGAGUAAGCAGAUUUAGUUAUUUACCUUAGUUAAAAGCUAAAUUUAGCUCAGAAAAAGAGUUCACAAUUUACUUUAAAAAAUUAAAACUAUUAUGGCUAAGAAGGAUAGUUUAAAAUUCUAAAUUUUUUUUUAGUUAAGCACUAUUUUAAAGUUCGUUUCCCAUAUUAUAUUUAUUAGAUUGGAAUUAACUUUUCUAAAUAUUGAUGCUUAUCAUGGUCAGGUCAUUCAUUAAAAACAGUACCUGGUUCAGGCUUGUAUUACAGCUGGGUUCUUAUUCUCAUUUCAAACGUCAAUUCAGGUAUUUACAGCACUCCUAUGUUUGUUUGCAUACUCUACCUAAUUUCUCCCAAUAAAAUUAUUGUAACUUGGAUUUGAUAGGUCAAAAAAUUAAAACACCACCUCCCCUUUCCCCAUCACAUUACAACAUCUCUUAAAGAUUCAGUCUGCCUUUUAAUUGGUUUGGAAAAGGCUGCCUUUUCUGAGCAAACAGGUUAAAUACAACUUGCUCAGAGCAGUAGACUGAGUGGACCAACUCCUGAGCUCUUGGAGCUUAGCAGGUUUUGUCCAAGAUAUCAGAUAACCCAAAGGGAAUUUGGUGGUGAUUCUGCAAUGGGAAUACAAAAUAUCAUCCAGAUUUUUAUUGGGAGUUAUGUGAUCUGCAGCAGAACAUACUACUUAGUGAUUACCAUCCUUUUGCUUCCUUACUAUCCGGUAUUGACUUUCCAAGCACCUGCUGUCAUCCCAAAUCUUCCCUUUAUUAUGGGUUGGAAUGCUCCCACUGAAAUCUGUACUGAGAAAUUUAAGUUGCCACUAGAUCUGAGCCUCUUUUCCUUUGUUGGAAGCACUCUAAAGAAAGCUACAAAUCAGAAUAUUUCUAUGUUUUACACGGACAGGCUAGGUUACUAUCCUUAUAUAAAUGAAAAAACAGGUAAAAUUUAUAAUGGGGGGAUCCCUCAAUUAGUUUCUUUAGAAAAGCAUUUAGUCAAAGCAAAGCAAGACAUUUCCUACUAUAUUCCAGAAGAUAAAUUUGGUUUGGCGGUUAUUGACUGGGAAGAGUGGAGGCCUAAUUGGGUAAGAAACUGGAAACCCAAAAAUAUUUACCAGGAACAGUCUAUUGAGCUGGCUUAUCAACAAAAUAGCAAAUUAAGUCGCACUGAGACCUGGAAAGUUGCCAAAAAAGAUUUUGAAAGGGCAGCAAAGACUUUUAUGGAAGAAACUUUAAAAUUGGGGAAAUCCCUGCGGCCAAAUCACUUAUGGGGCUAUUACCUUUUUCCUGAUUGUCAUAAUUAUAAUUACAAAAACCCCAAAUACAAUGGAAGUUGCUAUGAUAUUGAAAUAAAAAGAAACAAUGAGCUCAAUUGGUUGUGGAAAGAGAGCACUGCACUUUUUCCAUCUAUCUAUUUAUCCACGAAGCUAAAGUAUACUCAGAAGACUCAUUUAUUUGUACGCAGUCGUAUUAAGGAAGCCAUUCGAGUUUCUGAAGUAAUUAGUUUCAAGAAACCUCUUCCAAUUUUUGUAUAUUUACGUCCAGUUUUUACCGAUGCCCCAUCUCAAUAUGUUUCUGAGGCUGAUCUUGUAAAUACCAUUGGAGAAUCUGUUGCCCUGGGUGUCUCUGGAAUAGUAAUGUGGGGGAGCCUCAAUUUUACACAAAGCAUAAAAACAUGCACUGUCUUAGACGAUUACAUAAGGACUACACUGAACCCUUACAUUAUCAAUGUCACUCUUGCAGCCAAAAUGUGUAGCCAAGUCCUUUGCCAAGAGAAAGGAGUUUGCAUUAGAAAAAACUGGAAUUCUAAUGAUUAUCUUCAUCUGAACCCAAAGCGAUUCAGCAUUCAAUAUCGGAAAGACAAAAAAUAUAUCAUUUAUGGAAAGCCCAAACUUCAGGAUCUACAAGAAUUUUCAGAGAAAUUUCAAUGCAACUGCUAUGCAGGCUCCAAAUGUAAAACAGAAAAAACUGUAGAAAAUGUUCAAGAUAUCAAGGUGUGCAUUGCAGAAGAUAUUUGUAUUGAAGCCUAUUUAGAGUCAAACCUGAUUGAUAAUAAAUUCAGGUCCCCAAUCUGGAGACAAAAAGCUAAUCUUACCUUUCAGAACUUUCUUCCCCUGAACUGUCUUGAAAUAGAAGAUCAGCAGAUUUCUACCCCAGCUAGUUAUGGCUCAAGCAAUGGUGAUAGUUCAUACAAUGACAAUAGUAAUACAGAGACUACUAUUAACACAUAUUCUUUUAGAGUGAACUGUUCACUUAAAGGCACCCAUGAAGACACUGAAAAUGGUAUGUCUGAUGCUUCAUAUCGACAGAUACCCGAUUUAUAUAAACUAAAACCUGAAAACAAUUUGAUAGAUACAGUGAUUUAUUCGAAGUCUAAUUCAGUGUUCAUGAACUUUUGCACUUAUGUGCUUUUUUAUUUUCCUACCUGUGGAAUUGUUUUGUCAAUUUUUCUUUUUACAGGCAUGUAAUGCAUGCCAACAGUUUUCUUGAAAUGUGAAUCAAUCUUUGUAAUAGCAUUAUCACAACCAAAAUCAUAUAUAUUUUUAAAUAAUAGAAAGUGAUUUAAAAAUGAAUGCUUUUUUGUAGACUUAAUUAUGACUGAGGCAGAAGUCUUAUCUAUCAACAAAUUAGGACCUAAAAUAUUAUAUUUUAUCUGAAUAUUUGGUCCAAUUAUAGUAAAUUAAAUUUUUUUUACAGAGAAAAUAUUCUUGAAUUUCAAAGUUGAUUUUUUUUCUAAUACAGGUUUAUAUUGCCAAUCUUGUAAAGAGAGCUAAUUUAAAAAAUAUUAUUGCUAUGCUCCAAUAAGGACUUUUAGAAUAUAAGUCUAUAGGGGUUCCACUCCUGCAAAAUGUGACCCAGAAAUGAGAAGAAUCUUGUUCCUAAUUCAGAUAGAGCAAGAAGUUGGUAAGUCAUGAGUGCCGAGUAAGUGCCAAUAGCUUUUGGUAUCUUCAUUUUUUUUUUUUCUGUGUGAAAAUGAAUAUGUGAAUAAAACUAAGUUACUUCCCAUUGUUGUCUUUUAACAAAAUUAUAAUUUGUAAUAAAAU
This is a messenger RNA of Sarcophilus harrisii (Tasmanian devil), 3082 nucleotides long. RefSeq names its product hyaluronidase PH-20. The record is from RefSeq and is a predicted model, not a curated record. Gene Ontology annotation, cellular component: acrosomal vesicle. The transcript is spliced from 4 exons. NCBI's taxonomy places the organism in Eukaryota, Metazoa, Chordata, Mammalia, Dasyuromorphia, Dasyuridae. Gene Ontology annotation, biological process: hyaluronan catabolic process; fusion of sperm to egg plasma membrane involved in single fertilization; carbohydrate metabolic process. Bases 662 to 2506 code for a protein of 614 amino acids. Gene Ontology annotation, molecular function: hyalurononglucosaminidase activity.